Messenger RNA from Uranotaenia lowii, 2093 nucleotides. RefSeq lists its product as uncharacterized. The transcript has 3 exons. Lineage: Eukaryota; Metazoa; Arthropoda; Insecta; Diptera; Culicidae. The record is from RefSeq and is a predicted model, not a curated record. The coding region runs from base 443 to 1288 and encodes 281 amino acids.
ACAUGUGCCACGUAACUCGGUGCAGCCCGGAUAUUCGGAUUGGGUGGGGACCCUAUUUCAACCAAUUUAAAACCUUUGAUAUGUAUAAAAGGUCUAGGUAACCAUGGAGCUGAGCACACAACAAACUUGAUACCGUUAGAGUCAAAAGUAUUAACAGUCAGGACAAACUGCAUGCGAGUCCAAAAGGAAUAACCAAAGAAUUAAAGUACAGAAUUAAAGCUAGUGUGCGCCAUCGAAAGGAAACUUAAAUAGUGUGUUUGUGGCGAUGCGAGCAUUUUGAAGUGAAAUCAACCUGGUGCGAGGGUGUUUGUGUGUGUGCGUUUUGCUGUGAUUCCUGCCAGUCCCGGAAUAAAUCAGAAUAUAAGCUCAGUUACCCACGAACAGCAUCAGUGGAUCGUGAACGAACGUAAAGUUCUAAACGGGGAGAAUAGUAAAACCAAAAAUGCUUCUCCGAAGCCAUCAGAUAGUGCUUUUGUUGGUGGCGGUGAUUGUGGCCACAGUUUGGGCCGCUGAUGAUUCCGGUGGUUCAACUUCCGGUGCUGUUCCUGCCAAGCUGGACGAUUACGUACUGACGACCCAGUCCGAGUGCUACAAAUCAAAACGCCUAGUGUCCUGUUUCAAAUAUCGGAUUUCUCGUUACAUUUGGUCGUUCGCCUCGGGCCGUGUAAACUGGUUCCAGUCCGAGGAUAAAGCUCGAGAAAGCGGUGGCAACGGAUUGCGCCUGGUACGACUGAACGAACAUCAGGAGGACGAUGUUUUUCCGGAAGCACGAUUGAUUACACCUUACGAUAACGAGUUGUUGAAGGCGGGCAAAUUCCUGCAGCGUUCAUUAAACACUUUCAUCGGAGCCCACGGAGUGCGGGUGGGAAUGGGGGCGGAAAGUGGCGCCCGUUUCUUGGAUGACGACGACGUUUUCGAUGGCCGUGGCAAGAAACGCCGCCGCUGGAGCAUGAUCCUGCCCCUGGCCUUGAUGCUGAAGCUGGUCCACAUGAAGCUGCUGCUGAAGCCCAUCCUGAUUGGUGUCGGGUUCAUCCAGCUGCUGCUCAUCGUCGGCGGGCUGAUCAUCUUCAACUACUUCCGGCACAGCAGCAUCUGCAGGUUGCAGCCCCACGUGGUUCACUCACAUUCGCACAUCGGCAGCGAGUCAGCACCAGUAUCCUACACGGCUUAUCAAGCGUACCCAUCCUACUCAGCUUCACCAUACAACGCGUACAGCAAAGAUUGGGCCACGAACCGGGCCUACAGCGCCUACAAUUUUCUCGAUGCCAUCGAUAGUCAAAAAAUUUAAUCUAUAGCUGCUUACUGAGUUAGAAAAAAAAAAAUUAAAUCGAACUGCAUUAGCCUUUUUCCAAUCUUCCUCUUAGCAACACUAACUAGGUUUUCACAUUCGAUCUAUCAAUACCUACUUUUUAACAGCCACACUAUUUUGAUUAAUUUUUAAUCUCUGCUUCGAGUAACAAGACUAAGCUUCUGUAAUAAGUUCCUCACACCCCCAGUGCAACUCCAAUCGAACCAAUUCAGAAAACCCAUUUCGCCUAAACAAAUAUUGGUCAAUGUUUUGCUGUUCCUUUUCCCGGUUGACGGACUUUCUAUUCUAUUUUCACCAGAAACCAAAACCAUUCAAAUGGUCGUUAGUCUUUCUGUGCUUGCUCGCUAGUCCCGUACCUAUUAGAAUUGGUCCUGCACAGGGAAACAAGACCCAAACGAAUAUUCUCCUUCCACGUAAACAAAAUUUCGCUCCCAUUUAACCCCCUAGAUAUCUCCCUUCUCCCCCACCUUUGUGAGCGUGCUCUUGAAGCAAGGGAGAAAUCUUUAGGAUGACGGUAGCAUUAGAGGGAAAGUUGUAUUUAUUUAAUAUUUAUUGAAUUAUUUAUUUGCCUAGUACAUAGCCGGAAGAGUAAACGAAUGAAAAUUGAAACGACAAAUAGCGUCCCGUGAGCUGCGAAACCAAUUCAAAUGUGCCACCUCGAAAAAGCGUCAACAAAGCUAAGCAAUGGAGAGGAUUUUUUGUUCUGUUCGGGAAACCGGAAAUCGGCCUCCAGUGGUAGUCGUUUGGGCGUCAAGUGGAAAAUAAAGUAAAACAAUAAAUUACA